AUGCCGCAAACAGGUGGCGUGAUGUGCGCAUGUCUCGUGAUGUCAGCAGGUAGCACAGAGAGUGUGCUAGGUUAUAGGGUGACGCAAAAAUAAAAGUGCCGAGAAUCUUGGAAAACAAAAUCGCUCACGCUCCAGGUUGAGGUGCAGUCGCUUCCCAACUUCGCUCAAUUACGCUCGUUCUUAUUUCGCUCCUCCUUGGCUAAAAGGUGCAGGACUAAAAAGACACGCCAGACUCCGAAGAAUCGCUCAGCCAUCCAAGUGCAGUGCUGACAGCCAUGGCAAAGUCCCUCGGCACGCAAAAAUAUGAGCAACGAGUCAUUCUGCCUGUCGGAUCGAAAGAGAUUGAAUUCACCGUGCCACCAGGAGCUUUCUCUUUUACGCCGCCUCGAGCUCGACGUGGUAACCAGACGUUGGAUAUCCCGACAAAGAACGGGCCGUCCCUGUCACCGAGCGACGCCCAUACUGGGAACAACCUUGGGAACAACGUCCGUCAAAGACGUUUCUCGACGGCGUUGCUUUUCCCCGGCCGAGUUGACGGUACCUCCUCGCCUCUUCUUUCACCUUCCAUCCUUCUCCACUGCUCGGCUCCGUCGUCGCCCAUUCCCAACUACUCGCCGUCGCCGUCUCAUUCGCCCUGUCUCUCGCCGCUGCCGUCGGUACACACUGGCAUUCCUUUUCAAUUUCUUCCGGGAAAGAAGUCCAAGUCCAGCGCGAUCACGUACACCAUCACCUGCGAAGGAAGUGUCACCUCCGACUACCUCGAGCCGCAAUUCUCCCGUUUUGUCAGGUGUCACGUCCAACAUCGGCUCUAUAAAUCCGGAUCUGUACAAGAAUCCGCUGAUUCCCGAAGAAGAUACAAGCAACUACCCAGAAGGUCACCUGGGACGCUUCUGGUUCAGCAUUAAUUACGACUUGGAGCAGGAGAAACUCCUGAUCAAUCUCAUCCGCAUUCACAACUUGCCGAGCCGCGAUAAAGACUCGACCACAGCGUGCGAUCCUCUUGUCAGAGUGGCGUUACUGCCGGGCGAACGACGGUACCAUCAGUCGAGUAUUCAGCGGAAAACAUGCAACCCAGUUUUUAACGAAGUCUUCGGUUUCUGCGUGUCACACAAAGAGCUCCAGGAACAAACCGUCAAGUUCACCGUCAUCGACAACGGGCGACUUCGUAAGAGGCAAAUUAUCGGUCACUUGCUCUGCUCGUUGAAAAACAUUUCGAUCGAAGACGGCAAACAGCAAAUAAUUACUCAAGACAUCACUAAAGAUCCGUCGGUCGUUGGAUCACCGGGUGAAAUGCACCUUUCACUUUGUUACCAUCCGUCCGCUGACCGCUUCACGGUGACCGUCUUGCAGGCCCGAAACAUCAGGGCUCCGAAUACGGCCACGCCGGACAGCUACGUCCGACUGACAUUGUUUAACCAAACGCGUGCCGUCAAGACGAAGCGGACGGGUAUCAUCCGACGCUCGGCAGAUCCUUGUUAUAACGAGAGUUUUCAUUUUCGGCUAGAGACCGCCAAUGUUGACACUACCAAUAUAGUUUUGGCCAUUCACCAGCCCGACAACAAAGAUCGCAUUCUGGGUCGCUUGGUACUCGGCUCGUUCAUGUUUGCCCGUGGACGUGGAAUGGCUCACUGGAACGAUAUGUUUGCUCGACCCAGGGAACACGUUCAACUUUGGCAUCCUCUACCUGAUCUCAACUGACAGCCGGAAAAUAAUGGCUCCUAGUCCGUUGAUUGACUAUGCUUUCCUUGCCGACCUACUUUAACACGAGAAAGAAAAAGUACAGAUAGCGCUGUCGGUGUUGAUAUUCUUCUAUAUUCGUAACAGAAAAUUUAAAUUACUUCUCAACUUAAAAAUGUUUUCCUAUUUCUUAUAUACAUAUAUUUGUAUCUCCGCGAAUGGGCCCGAUGAAUAUUCCUUUUGAAAUUCUGGUCAUCAAUCUUCCCGAAUUCUUAUUCAUUUUUGCAUGAAUCCAUUCACUAACGCCCGUUGUUCCCCGUUAAUAACUUUGACAUUUUCUAAUGCAAGUUGUUUAAAAACACCAGUAUUUAUACAGUACUCCGAGAAGAUAUUAAUUUUCAUAAAAUCAGUCACUUUAUUGACCGAAUCUGAUCUGAAGAAAUAAAUCGGAUGAACUAUCUCCCUGAUUGGGGAUUUUAAAAA
This is a messenger RNA of Daphnia pulicaria, 2160 nucleotides long. Its product is annotated as synaptotagmin-15-like. The transcript is spliced from 11 exons. Gene Ontology annotation, molecular function: clathrin binding; syntaxin binding; calcium ion binding. Gene Ontology annotation, biological process: regulation of calcium ion-dependent exocytosis; cellular response to calcium ion; calcium-ion regulated exocytosis. The record is from RefSeq and is a predicted model, not a curated record. Lineage: Eukaryota; Metazoa; Arthropoda; Branchiopoda; Diplostraca; Daphniidae. Bases 304 to 1698 code for a protein of 464 amino acids. Gene Ontology annotation, cellular component: membrane.